Messenger RNA from Oryza brachyantha (malo sina), 1391 nucleotides. Its product is annotated as pre-mRNA-splicing factor 38. The coding region runs from base 68 to 1240 and encodes 390 amino acids. NCBI's taxonomy places the organism in Eukaryota, Viridiplantae, Streptophyta, Magnoliopsida, Poales, Poaceae. Gene Ontology annotation, cellular component: precatalytic spliceosome. The record is from RefSeq and is a predicted model, not a curated record. The transcript has 6 exons.
AUCUAGGGUUUUGCUCUUCUUCCCUUGCAAACUCAAAAAUUCCAAAUCGCCGGGGGGCGGCGGCGCCAUGGCGAACCGUACGGACCCCCUUGCGAAGAGCAUCCACGGCACCAACCCUCAGAACCUGGUGGAGAAGAUCGUCCGCUCCAAGAUCUACCAGAGCACCUACUGGAAGGAGCAGUGCUUCGGCCUCACCGCGGAGACGCUCGUCGACAAGGCCAUGGAGCUCGACCACACCGGCGGCACCUACGGAGGCAGCCGCAAGCCCACCCCCUUCCUCUGCCUCGCGCUCAAGAUGCUCCAGAUCCAGCCCGACAAGGACAUCGUCGUCGAGUUCAUCAAGAACGAGGACUACAAGUAUGUCCGGGUUCUUGGGGCCUUCUACCUCCGCCUCACUGGCACCGUCGCCGAUGUCUACCAGUACCUUGAGCCACUCUACAAUGACUACCGCAAGAUCAGGCAAAAGCUCAGUGACGGAAAGUUUACCCUGACCCACGUCGACGAGUUCAUUGACGAACUCCUGACCAAGGACUACUCCUGCGACACGGCCCUCCCCCGCAUUCAGAAAAGAUGGGUUCUUGAGACUUCUGGAACUCUAGAACCAAGAAGAAGUGCACUUGAAGAUGAUUUUGAGGAAGAGGAGGAAGAUAAGGAGGAUGAAGAACCUAUGGAUAUAGAUGAGCCAAAUGGGCGGGAAAAGCAUGAUCCCUAUCGUGGAAGAAGCCCUACUAGAGAACGAGAGAGGGACAGGAAACAUGAAAGGCACCACAGGGACCGAGAUUAUGACAGAGAUCGGGAUUAUGGUAGGGGACGGGAAAGAGAUCGAGAUCGAGACCGAGAAAGAGAGAGAGAUAGGGAUAGGGAUAGGGAUCGUGAUCGAGACCGUCAUCGCAUACGAGAUGAGGACUACAGUCGAGACAGGGACAGAGAGAGAGAUAGGGAUGGCAGGGAGAGGGAACGUCGGGACAGAGACCGUGGGAGACGCAGGAGCCGUUCAAGGAGCAGGAGCAGGGAUCGGCGAGAAAGAGACCGAGAAGAUGGGGAGUACCGGAGGAGGCGUGGUCGGGGUAGUGCCAGUCCUCGAGGUCGUGCUGAGGAUGGAGGCUCAAGAGAUGAACCGAAGAAGAGAAAGGAAAAGAAAGAGAAGAAGGGUGAAGGGAAUGCCCCAGAUCCAAACGACCCAGAGAUUAUAGAAAUGAACAAGCUUCGAGCCUCGCUAGGGUUGAAACCGCUCAAGUAGUGUAAUCUUGAUACAAUGCAUCUGAAGUUUGAGCGCCUGUAGCUUAUAGCUUAAAGCAGUACUUUUCUGACGACUGAAGCAGUACAGCCUAUCAAGAGUACAGCGUAGGUGUAAUUACCUGUUUUAUUAUUGUUACUUCGCUGUAACGGUA